GAUACCCCGAGACUGUGGCAGCGCUUCACCGAACUCCGCCGUAAAUCUGCCUUCCAGAAUGGGGAAUCAGAAGCUCAAGUGGACCUCAGAGGAAGAGGAGGCGCUCAAGGCGGGUGUCGCCAAGUACGGCGCCGGGAAGUGGAAGAACAUUCUCGUAGAUUCCGACUUCAAGCACAAACUCUCCAACCGAUCCAACGUUGACCUCAAGGACAAAUGGCGGAAUAUGGGCGGACAAGGCUCGGGGGCUAAUUCUGUGAAUUCCAGAGCAAAGUCAAUCACAAAUGGUGCUCUGAUACACAAAGCUCAGAGUUCAGAUUUAACUUUGGUUCCUAUAGACAAUGUGAUUGAAAAACCUCCUCAAAGCCCUGAGGGUGUUAGAAAUUCUAAGAAGUAUAAUGAAAUGAUACUUGAAGCACUUUCGUCAAUCAAGGAUCGCAAUGGACCUGAUUUUGUUUCAGUUUUGAGGUUUAUUGAGAAAAAGUAUGAGGUGCCACAAAACUUCAGAAGGUUACUCAGUGUGAAGCUGAGGAAAUUUAUUUUACAAGGCACAGUUGAGAAGGUUCAAAACCGCUACAAGAUCAAACAUGCUCCGUUGGGCACCAAAACACCUUUGCCGAAACAAAAAGUUGCUAGGUCAAAGCCAAGACGAGAUACUAGGAGUAACAUUUCAACUGAAAUGGAAGAUGCUGCUAAAAUAGCUGCGCAAAAGAUUGCGGAGGCAGAAAAUGAAGAAUUUUUAGCUGCUGAAGCAGUAAAAGAGUCGGAGAGGCUCUCGCAACUGGCUGAAGAAGCAGAUGCAGUGGUCCUGCACUUAAAACAGAGAAUCGAACAAUGAGAAAGGAGGCGACUCAAACUCCAAAAGUAAGCAAUUACGAUUUAGUGUUUCUGCAGCCUGAAGCCACUGUCGUGAUUUAGUUCUUUUUGAUUGAAGAAUUUUCUGCUGUAUCAUCUGUUGAGACGCGCUCCAGUUGUUCUGUUUUGCAUGCGAUGGAGCCAAGUUCUCGGUUUGUCGUGAUUGGAACGAGCUUCAUGAAUAUAUUGGGUGAGGAUGAGUUGAGGAAUGCACAUUAUUUCAUAGGAUGUUAGCAACAAGAAUGCUGUUAGUUAUAGAUGUAUAUUCUGUCAGUUUCUGCUCAAUCUCACUUCCUGUGUAUUGUUGGUGGUUAGAUAGCAAUUCUAUUUUUUCAUUUUGAUCUAA
Messenger RNA from Salvia hispanica, 1198 nucleotides. Its product is annotated as telomere repeat-binding factor 4-like. The record is from RefSeq and is a predicted model, not a curated record. Gene Ontology annotation, molecular function: double-stranded telomeric DNA binding. Gene Ontology annotation, biological process: nucleosome assembly. Lineage: Eukaryota; Viridiplantae; Streptophyta; Magnoliopsida; Lamiales; Lamiaceae. Gene Ontology annotation, cellular component: nucleosome.